Dromaius novaehollandiae (emu) is the source of this 2547-nucleotide messenger RNA. Its product is annotated as urotensin-2 receptor-like. The transcript has a single exon. The coding region runs from base 807 to 1952 and encodes 381 amino acids. NCBI's taxonomy places the organism in Eukaryota, Metazoa, Chordata, Aves, Casuariiformes, Dromaiidae. The record is from RefSeq and is a predicted model, not a curated record. Gene Ontology annotation, biological process: blood vessel diameter maintenance; neuropeptide signaling pathway; regulation of blood pressure. Gene Ontology annotation, molecular function: urotensin II receptor activity. Gene Ontology annotation, cellular component: plasma membrane.
UCCCCAAGCCCAGAGCCGCCUGCGGUGAAGGGAGAGCGGAGGGGAAGCGGCAGCCGCUGCCGAAAUCCCGGGGAGGAGGCCGGGAGCAGCUCCGCGGGGCAGCGGCUGCCGGCUGCGGGCGGGCGUCCCGGGCUCUCCCCCUCCGCGUGGGCAGGAGGCACAAAUCCCACCUCCGCGGGGCCGCCGGCGCCCCAGUCCCCUCCCUCGCCCCGGAGCUGGCGGAGCUGCCCGGUCCCGUCCCGCCGCCCGCCUCCGCUGCGCCAGCCGGGGACUCCGCUUCCCGCACCGGCCGCGGAGCAGCCGCUCUCGCCAGCUGCGCUUUCCCACGGAGCGAAAGUCCGGGCGGGCGGGAGGGGAGCGGGACGUCGCAGCUCCCUCGCCGCCAGCCGGAGUGCCGCCCCGGCGUCCCGGGAGCGUCCGGGAGGCAACGGUGCCGGGAGGGACCCGGUGCGGGGAGGCAGCUGCGCCCAGGGAUUUCUUCCAGCGCCUCCAUCGCCUUCCCCGUCUCCUCGCCGGCGACAGCUCCAGCGCGGCACCGGAGCUGAACCACCUGCGGGAGCCUCGGGCUGCUUUUGGCAAGGAGCAGCCUCCGCUGGAGGGGCUUCUGCCCCAUGAGGUCACGGGAGGCUAAAAGCGGGGGUUGCUCGAAAGCCGGGAGCGAGGGCUGCUUUGGGGAAGGGGGACGAUGCUGCGGCGCUGAGCGGGACCCCGAUGCGCGUCGCCGUGCCGGGUCCUCCCGCACCGCGUGACGGCCGCAGCGUCGCCUCGCGGCCCGAAAGCGGCUCGCAGCGCCGGGGGGGCUGAGGAUGGAGCCGAGCCCCUGCGUCGCCGUGCCCUGCCAGCCCGGGAACGCCAGCGCUCCGGCCAACGCCACCCUGGAAGCCCUGGGCAACGCCAGCGACCUCUUGGUCACCUCCUUCCUCGGCUGCAUCCUGGCCACGAUGUGCCUGGUCGGCGUGGUGGGAAACAUCUACACGCUGGUGGUCAUGAACGUCUCCACGAGGUUCACCGGCUCCAUGUACGUUUAUAUCGUCAACUUAGCCCUGGCCGAUCUCCUGUACUUAUCCACCAUCCCCUUCGUGGUCUGUACGUACUUCAUGAGGGACUGGUACUUCGGAGACCUGGGCUGCAGGAUCCUCUUCAGCCUCGACCUCCUCACCAUGCACGCCAGCAUCUUCAUCCUCACCAUCAUGAGCACCGAGAGGUACCUCGCCGUCGUCAGGCCCUUGGACACCCUGGGGAGGUCGCGGGACUGCCGGCGGACCCUCACCUGCCUGGUGUGGCUGGUGUCCUUCCUCCUCUCCCUGCCGACCAUGAUCCUCAUCGACCUCCGCACCAGCCACCGCAACGGGGUCACCAAGCGCAUGUGCCACCCCACGUGGCGGAUGGAGACCUACCGCGUGUAUCUCACCGUCCUCUUCCACACCUGCAUCCUCGCCCCGGGCCUCAUCAUCUGCUGCCUGUACGUCAAGCUGGCUCGGGCCUACUGGAAGUCCCAGGCGGCUCUUUCCAGCACCAAGGACACGAGCAGAUGUCCCAAGCAGAAAGUCCUCUACAUGAUCUUCAGCAUCGUGCUCGCUUACUGGGCUUGUUUCGUACCCUUCUGGCUGUGGCAGCUGUUCAGCAUCUACCGCGCGGAGCCGGGGCGCCUCGCCAGCCGCACAGUUGUCUACAUCAAUUUCCUGGUGACCUGCCUGGCCUACAGCAACAGCUGCAUCAACCCCUUCCUCUACACCCUGCUCUCCCACAACUACCGCGAGUACCUGCGGAGCCGGCAGGCCAGCGCCCGCGGCCUCCCCGCCGCCCCGGCCCGGCGACGCCGCCCCGACAACGCCGCCGCCACUGCCGCCGCCAUCGCCGGGCCGGGCCGCCCGCUCGCCGUGAGGGACGGUGAGGCCGGGCCGCCCCCGCUGCCCGCCCCGGCGGCAGGCGCCCGCGUCGGGAGGGGAUGAUGGCGAUCGCAGCCCCGGCUCCUCUCGGAGCCAAGCCGCUCCGGCGGGCUGGCGCGAGGCCUGCGGCCUGGUCUGGCCCGGCCUGGGGGGGCGCGGGGCCCGCGGAGCGUGCCGGCACCCGCCAGAGGUUUGAAGGAUCACUUAAUCCUUGGCAGCUCCCGUCCUCGAAAAAAAUGAAAUAAAGGAAAGACGAGGGCGAGCUUUUAAAUCCGGAGGAGCUGAAUUGGAAACGCAGAUGCUGCUCGUUUCUCCCCCCUCGGGCCGGUCGGGCUCGCGGGCGGGCGGGCAGCGGGGUUGGUCCCGCAGAGCUGCCCGGCUCAUUUGCAAUAAUGGAUAAAAACGACGCAGUGAGCGAAGCCCCUGGUCUGGGCAGGAGGUGAUGCCCCGCCACGGCCGCGGGCGCUCGGCAGCCGGCCGCCCUCCCUCUUAACGCACCGCGGAUGCUUUGGAGGAUCAUCCUCCCCGGGCGGCUUAUGGAGAGGGUUUUUCCCUCCUGUCGUGGUUGGCUGGCAGAGAGAUGAGGUGGUCACAGGGGAGCAGACGUGGGGGACGGCGGGGCUCUCUGUCCAGCUGUGCAAGGCCCCCAUCAGCUGGG